Ustilago hordei is the source of this 2799-nucleotide messenger RNA. RefSeq lists its product as uncharacterized. NCBI's taxonomy places the organism in Eukaryota, Fungi, Basidiomycota, Ustilaginomycetes, Ustilaginales, Ustilaginaceae. The transcript has a single exon. Gene Ontology annotation, cellular component: Rpd3L-Expanded complex; Rpd3L complex. The record is from RefSeq and is a predicted model, not a curated record. The coding region runs from base 1 to 2799 and encodes 932 amino acids. Gene Ontology annotation, biological process: negative regulation of rDNA heterochromatin formation; negative regulation of silent mating-type cassette heterochromatin formation.
AUGGCAGGCAAAGCCAGCAAAGCCGCGCCGUCAGAGGCGGCUCCAGCCAACCCAGAGCCACCAGCAGCUGACGCAUCUGAGCCUCGGACUGAGAAUGUCGAUGCCUCUACAAAGAUAGAGGUAGGCGCAGUGCCCGAUGCCGACGCACCAGACAGCUCUGCCAAGGCGGAAGAGGCUGCUUCCUAUGCAUCCGCAGCUAAGCCAUCCAUAGAGGCUGCACAGGAUGACGCCGUUUCUCACACAUCAUCAGGGUCAGACGACAAAGCCAACAACUCUUCUUCGUCCAAAAAGUCGCCGAGCAAGUCCAAGAAGGGUGGCAGGAACUCACGGGGCAAGUCGACCAGCUCGAAGCGAAGCAGCGAGGAGCAGGAUGCGGCCAAGGACGCGGAAGCUGAUGCACCUGCAGAAGCAGAUCCGGCAGCUUCUACCAGCACUGCCGUUGAUGCUACGUCCGCAGCUGAGACUCAACAAGCCGACCUAGCACAUGAAGCAACAGGAGCCGAAGCAACCGCAAUAGACGCCGAACUCACUGCAGAGUCCAGCGAUGCUGCUGCCGGCGGGCGAGACAACAUCAACCACAAGGGGGCAAGCAAAGAGCUUGCACAGCUCGGCCUUAGCUCUUUUGGCGACAAUGGUGACGAAGAGGUGGUUGGACCUCGCCGCUCUCGACGUGGUCCAGGUGCUUCACCUGACCCUAAGGCACGCAUCCCAAAGACAGAACCUGACACCGACACAACUUCAUUGCAAGACCCUUCUGCAGCCGACAGCACGAAUGCAAAUGCAUCCAGCGAUGCGACAGCAGAAGGGGUUGAUGCCAACGCAUCGUCUGCACACCAAGACGACAAGGUGGAAGCCGAGGCUUCUGCAGCACCGGAAGAGGUGGCCAGCGAAGCACAAGCCGAAGCUAAGACCGAGGAAGAAGACGAACAAUAUCUCGGGCCAGAAACACCAGCCACGGAAGAUGACGACAACCAACUUGAUGCCGAGGGCGCCUAUAUCGAGGAUGUUAAAGCCGACUAUGGCGACGCGGACGAGCAAAGCGACCUCGAUGGCGAAGAGGGUGGUGAUGAAGGUGUGACACGCUGCGUGUGCGGCAGUGCCGACGAGAAUGUAGGCCUGAUGAUUCAGUGUGAGACGUGCAAAUGCUGGCAGCACUGCGUCUGCAUGGGCAUGCAGGUCGAAGAGGACUGCCCCGACGUCUACUACUGCGAGCAAUGUCGGCCCGAACUUCAUAUCCCUCUUCUCCGCUCGCUCGGCUUGCUUCCGAAAGCUGCAAAGAAAGGUACUGGCAAAGGUGCCAAAUACUCAGCGAGAGAACUCAAGGAAGCCAAAGAGGCCAUCGCAUUGCUGGCUGAAGAGAAUGCACGCCGCAAUGAAGCAGUUGAAGCAGCUGCUGCUUACAACUCUCGUGACCGAAAGGGUGGCGCCAGCUCGCGUCGUGAGGAGUCCAAGGAGAUACCCAAGAGUCCAAAAAGACGCAACACCAUGAACAGCCGCGAUUCGGCUUACGGCGGAUGGGAACCUAUCCCACCUGGUCUUCUCGCUGAUGGUGAAGUCUGGGAAGGAGCCGACGACAAGAAAGGCGGCAAGAAGCGUAAACGCGGUCAUCCUGAUGACGCUGGCGACAGUGCUGUCCAGACGCCCGAGUUGGGCGAAGGUGCUGGCGAUGCUGCUUCGGAUGUAGCCAAGCGAAGGCGUAUGAGUUCCGGUCAUCCUGCCGACCACGACGCCGAUGCUGACAUGGACGAGGAUGACCUUUCCGGCGGUGCAGACCAUUCGGGCUCUGCAUCCAAGAGCCAUAAGAAGAAGAAGGGCAACAAUCAGUAUACUGUCCGCGAAACAUCUGUCACCGCAGACUCUUCCGCAUCCAAACCACGCCAUCCAAACCAGUACACUUAUCGCAACAAGGACAAGAAUGGGAACCCCGCAGCGAAUGGUCAGAAGACCGGCUCGAGCUCGACAUCAAACCUCACAUCGCAUUCUCCAAGUCCCAGUCCAAGCAAAGGCAGGGCGGAACAUGCGCGUCGUGCUGCUGCAAGAGACAACGGAUAUCAGAUUGGCACUCCUGCUCCUGGCGAGUUUUCUGGCUCAGCAAGUCGUGGCGGUCAGCAACCAUCCACUAUACAGUGGGGGCUCCCCGAGCAUCUUACUCAUCUUUCUUACUUGCUGCCAAAUGGAGGGACAUCUCAACUUGGCUCGGCCAAGCCGCAAGCACCGACAAAUGAGAAUGGUGGUGCCAGCAAGAAAGGCGCCACCUCUCUUUCUACUUCUUCCAGCGGCCAGUCGAGUUCCGGAGGUCCGUCUCCACCAGCAGGUGCGUCCUUCCCGACGCCCUUCCAGGUACUCUCUUCGAUCGAGUCGUCAACCAAAGUGCGUUUCCCCAGUCGGCGCAUGACGAUGAGCGAAAUGCGCAAACGUGUUCGCAACAUUGGCGAGUAUAUGACUCGAAGCCAGAUCGAAGCUGUGGAGCGUGAGAAGCGUAUGAAGCUGCUCAGCAUCGUACCUCCUUACAUGGAGGAGCCGGAAGAAGAAGCGGAGAUGGAAGUGGAAUCGACGCAAGAUGACACCAAGGAUGGCGGCGAAGCCAACCCAACCGAGUCCGGACCAGGUGAGAACGCAAAUCAGGAAGCGAGGAAGGAGGAUGGAAGCGGGCAGAGCAAGCAGGAGCGACUACCUCUGAGCAUGCGAUUGAUGGAAGAGUUGACACGCGAGUUGAUCAACUUUCAACGCAAGUUUGGCAACGGUCCUGGGAGCCAUGGCAGCCUCAGCAGUUCUCAUCAAUCUACCACCGUCAGCUGA